UCUUCUUCCCGAAGAUAAUUACUUUUGCUCCCUUUCAAGGCAACUGACUAACUUCAAAAGUCAAAACCCUAAAACGGCUCUAUAAACCCCAACCAAAACAGCUUGAUUCUCUCUGGAACCAGCAAUGGGGAAACCUAAAGAUAAACCUGCAAAACAAGCGAAACAAUAUAUUGAAAUCAAAGAGGAACCUAUUGAGGAAGAAGGACAACGAGCAGUACAGCCACCGCAGGAGGCUGAGCACGAGAACAAAGUGAAGGACGAACCGGAAGAGGAGAACGACGAUGACGGCGGCAGCGAAGCGGAAGACGAAGAAAAAAGCUUUGACGAGCUGGGGCUGGACCCUCGGUUGAUUCGAGCUCUUAGCAAGAAGGACAUUAGUAUCUCAAAGCCAACGCCAAUUCAACGCGUUGCUAUUCCUCUCAUACUGGAAGGAAAGGAUGUGGUUGCACGAGCAAAGACUGGAUCUGGAAAGACGCUAGCAUACCUGCUGCCCUUGCUUCAUAAGCUGUUUGCUGAUUCCGGAUUGAAGCAAAAGAAUGCCCCUUCCGCCUUCAUUCUUGUCCCGAGUGGAGAGUUGUGUCAGCAGGCAAAGAUCUAAACAUGCUGGGAUGCUUUGUGGUUUUGUUUAUUUUUGUUUUUCCAACUGGAAGAUGACGAGUUUGCUGUGAUUUAUAGGUUUACAAGGAGAUUUCCUCACUCAUAGACUUGUGUAAAGUCCCAUUGAAGGCUGUGCCAUUGAGAAGCAACAUGCCUAUUUCCGAUAUGCGUGCUGCAUUGUCUGGACCUCCUGAUAUUCUGAUCUCGACUCCUGCUGGUGUUGCCAAGUGCUUAUCAACUGGUGUACUUCAAUCGACAUUGAUUGCUGAUUCUCUGGAAAUACUUGUUCUGGAUGAGGCAGAUCUCUUAUUAUCAUUUGGCUUUGAAGAAGAUCUAAAAGCUCUUACUGCUCUUCUUCCCAGACGUUGUCAAUGCCUUCUUAUGUCUGCCACAUCAAGUGAUGAUGUCGAUAAACUCAAGAAGCUUAUCCUACACAAUCCAUAUAUCUUAACUUUGCCAGAAGUUGAUGGUGUGAAGGAUGAAGUGAUUCCUAAAAAUGUUCAACAAUUUUGGAUUUCGACCAGUGAUCAAGACAAGUUAGUUCAUAUUCUUGCACUAUUGAAGCUGGAACUCGUACAGAAAAAAGUUCUUAUAUUUACCAAUUCUAUUGACAUGAGUUUCAGAUUGAAACUUUUCUUGGAAAAGUUUGGAAUCAAAUCUGCUGUUUUAAAUGCAGAGUUGCCGCAAAAUUCUCGUCUCCAUAUCCUUGAGGAAUUUAAUGCUGGCCUUUUCGACUAUCUGAUUGCUGGGGAUGAGAGUGAGGCAAAAGAUAAGGAAGUAGUUGACAAAGGUAGUAAUGCUGAUACCAAAAGGUCUAAAAAGUAUCCAAAGCAGAAAUUGGACUCAGAAUUCGGUGUUGUGAGGGGAAUUGACUUCAAAAACGUAUUCACGGUCAUAAAUUAUGAUAUGCCUGGUUCUGCUGUUGGAUAUGUCCACCGAAUUGGACGGACUGGAAGAGCAUACAACACUGGUGUUUCUGUUUCUCUCGUUUCUCCAGAUGAGGUGGAAAUUCUCGAAGAGGUAAAAUCUUUGUUGGGCAAUGAGGAAGAUGAGAAUGCAGAUGUCAUUUCUCCAUUCCCUUUGCUAACUAAAAACGCUGUUGAGUCAUUACGGUAUAGAGCUGAGGAUACGGCGAAGAGUGUUACUAGAGUUGCUGUCCGAGAAGCUCGAGCACAGGAUCUGAGGAAUGAGAUUCUCAACUCAGAAAAGUUGAAGUCUCAUUUCGAAGCCAAUCCAAGGGACUUAGAUUUACUAAAACACGACAAGAGUUUGAGCCAGCAGGCACCUGCUCCUCAUCUGCGCAAGGUGCCAGAUUACUUGAUCGAUGCUACCACGAAGGAAGCCAGUAAGAUGGUGAAGCUUGCUAGAGCUGCAAUGGGGAACAAUCCUUCUCGACGUCAAGGGUUUAAAAGGAAGUCCAAGAAAGGAGGGGGAGACCCUCUCAAGUCAUUCUCCGCUGAGGGAGGAGCGAAGGGAGGUCGAAAAGGCGGUAUGAAAAGAGGAGGCCGAAGCACUGAUGGCAAUCAUAAACACAACAAGAAGCGGAAAUCUCUGUGAGCCUUGGCAAUUUUGAUGCCCUCGUUUCAUUUUUGGACAAAUGUUGUAACAGCACAAAGGGACAGUAGUUGAAGGAAGAAAAAAAAAAGAGUGUAUUUCUCAAUUUCUGAUAUAAAAAGAUCCGUCCAAAUAUACAAAUAUUGUUUUCUGGGUGAAAAUCCGUGUACAGUUUUCAUAUACAUGUCAUCCCAAUUCGCAAUUGGGAGACUAAAGGGUCGUUUUGUAUGAAUUAUUUACUUGUCCAUUUCAGAUAAUCGAAAUUGCCUCGAAACAGAUUAAUUCUAAA
Messenger RNA from Linum tenue, 2440 nucleotides. NCBI's taxonomy places the organism in Eukaryota, Viridiplantae, Streptophyta, Magnoliopsida, Malpighiales, Linaceae. The record is from the annotation of a GenBank genome assembly.